Suillus clintonianus is the source of this 1120-nucleotide messenger RNA. Its product is annotated as putative Asp/Glu racemase. The record is from RefSeq and is a predicted model, not a curated record. The transcript has a single exon. NCBI's taxonomy places the organism in Eukaryota, Fungi, Basidiomycota, Agaricomycetes, Boletales, Suillaceae. Bases 375 to 1106 code for a protein of 243 amino acids.
GGUUCCCCCGCUCAAGAAGAGGUUAUCAAAGGUGAGUGAUGCCUGAAAGAGCGAGUUGACUUAUCAUCCUACUACGCUCUACAUAUCCUUUAUCGUCCGAAAAGUCAGGCGACCCAGGAAGAGAUAACGAUACCACGGCUGAACAAACAAGAAUAUCUGCCGAGUGGGCCUUGGCGGCGAGACCUAAAUCAGCUUGGAUCAGCAGGUCACGACUCGGACGCCCGUCGGGGAGGAUCUUCGAUCUAUUCAAAUACACGUGUUAGCUUACAAGGACCUAUAUCUGCUUUGCAAACUUGCAUACGUCGUCGCUCGUCCGUCUUCAUUCACAACAACUUGGACUCCUCUACACCGUAUCUGUCCCUAGCGUUUUAGGCAUGUCAAAACAAAUCCGUCUCGGCAUUCUCACGCCUUCCUCAAAUACCGCAUUGGAACCUCUCACUUUCCAGAUCAUUUCCUCCAUUCCAAACGUCUCCGUUCACUUCUCCCGUUUCCCCGUUACAGGGAUCAGUCUCUCGCCCAAGGGUCUCGCCCAGUUCGACCACUCAGUCAUCAUGCAAGCUGCCCAACUACUCGCCCAUGCCGAAGUUGAUAUGAUAGGCUGGAGCGGAACAGCAGCAGGAUGGAUGGGGUUCGAGGACGACGAGAAACUCUGCGAAGCUAUUACCAAAGCUACGGGUAUACCCGCCACUACCUCCGUAUUGUCUUUGAACAAGGCUUUGGAAAUUUUCAAGAUCAAGAAGCUUGGACUAGUCACACCAUAUCUAGAUGACGUUCAGGAGAGGAUUGUGAAGAACUACAACGCCAUUGGGAUGGAGGUCACCUCGGAAACGGAACGUCACCUGCGCGUGGUGAAGAACACUGACGUUGCCCUGAUUGGAGAAGAUGUAUUGGACAAGUUGGUCGGACAAGUGGUUGAGGGCGGUGCAGAGGCUGUUUCGACGUUUUGCACAAAUCUGAUAGCGGCGCACAAGGUUGAGCAUUGGGAGGCAAAGUAUGGUGUUCCAGUGUUGGAUACCGUUACUACGGUCACUUGGGAUAUGUUGAAGCAGUGUGGGGUAGAUACGAAAGCGAUCAAAGGGUGGGGGAGAAUAUUCCAGGAGGCAUGAUCAAAUUGAUCGCG